Callorhinchus milii (elephant shark) is the source of this 5576-nucleotide messenger RNA. RefSeq names its product reticulophagy regulator 1 (gene retreg1). Bases 21 to 1544 code for a protein of 507 amino acids. Gene Ontology annotation, cellular component: endoplasmic reticulum membrane. The transcript has 9 exons. The record is from RefSeq and is a predicted model, not a curated record. Gene Ontology annotation, biological process: negative regulation of neuron apoptotic process; reticulophagy. NCBI's taxonomy places the organism in Eukaryota, Metazoa, Chordata, Chondrichthyes, Chimaeriformes, Callorhinchidae.
GUCUGAGCCAAAGACAAAAGAUGGCGAGCGCGGGGAUGGUGGGACCGGCGGCCCAGACACGCUCACACCUUCCCGGCGACAGCGCGGAGAGGGAGGCGGCCGAGCCACAAGUUCUGAGGGACAAUGGCGAGAAGGCGGCGGCGGCUGUGAGCGGCUGCGAGGAGCGGGGAGACGAGGAGCAGCGGCCCGGGCCGCCGGCGGCCGGGGAGUGGGUGCCGGGCUGCGGCCGCGGCUCUGGCCCUCUCUGGCUGCUGACCCGCCUGGAGUCCGCUCUGACCUGGCGCAGCCCGGGCUACAGCGUCGGCCUCUUCAUCUGCGCCAACGCCGUGUUCUGGUUUCUAGCUUUAACACCUUGGAGGUUGUAUUCCCUUGUUGCUUUGUGCUUCCUUUUGUUGGCCGUUUUGGAAAAGGUGAAGCUUUUGACUUUGUUCAUAAUGAAAGGUUGGAAAUCGAGCAGAAGCCUUAGUGAAAGCUGGAAAGUGACUGAUGAUAAACCAGAGGGAAUGCCAAGGCUCAACCAAUACAUGACAGAAUCAUGGAUGAGUUGUACUGCAUUCUUUGAAGAAAUGUUUCACUUCAAGAAGCAAAACCCUGGGAAGUUUUGUCUCCUUGUUUGUAGUCUCUGUACAUUUUGUGCCGUUGUUGGGCGCUACAUUCCUGGAGCUGUAGUGUCGUACUGCUUAUUAUUGUGUGCCCUACUGUGGCCUUUGGUAACUUCAUAUGACCUGGGACACAGAGUGUACAGCAGGAUUGAACCACUUCUACAAAGGCUAGAUUUUGGCUUGAAAGAUUGUGUCCUUCGUAUUCAGAAAAGAAGGUCAAUGCGGCAGAAAGAAUUAGCUGAAAGAAAAGCAGAAGAUGAGAGUGAAGCUGACACAUCUGCUCUUUGUCCCAAGGUAAGCAUUUCGGGACUUGGCAAAGAACUAUCCAUCUCUGACACAGAACCUUCAGAGAUAUCCUGGACAGAAAAUGGUACCUUUAACUUGUCAGGAGGCCAUACACCGCAGACUGACGCUUCAGAUGAUCUAGACCGUCCAAGUGAUCAUGAAGAAGUAUUUGCCAGAGAUCUUCCAGAAUUCCCAUCAAUAGAGACUGGUAACAAGGGAACAAUAGAUGACGACGACGAUGACUUGAGCAUUGGCAUCCCUACUCCUCCAAUUCCCACACUGGAACCCUAUGACGCAGGUUCAUGUCAGGAAGGCAUACAUGCAGGAAGCUUGCUUGCUGGACAUCUCUUAAACUUGUCGGAAGAACAGACCUUCAAUCUUAUCAGCACAGUGGCGAGUGACGUCAUAGCUGCAGCUGUGUCAUCAGCUGUGAAAGGCCAGUUGCAGUCCGCAGAGCCGGUUCCCGCCCCAGCGCCACAGCUCAACUCAAGCGAUGAGACUGAUACCGAAGAGGCUGAUGACUUUGAACUGCUUGACGAGUCGGAGCUGGAACAGAUUGAGAGCGAACUAGGACUGGAUCAGGGCCAGGCAGCAAACCAACGUCAAGCCAAAGAUGGCAAGUCAGGUUUUCUCUCAAACCUACUCGGGGGUCAUUAAGCCUCCUUUCAGGGCUGGAGAAUAAACAUACAGACCACAUGUGAACAACAAACAAACACAAGCUACGGGCUUAUUUACUACCGUUGUUCCCUGAAAGAGCCAAACCUUAAAAAUAUGAUCUUGUGAAUAUGGAACUAAUGAGUGCAGCAAGAAAAGAAUGAAAAAAAAGUGAAAUAGUUCUGCACAUUUAUCAGCGUUUAAUAAUCUAGUUAUUGAAGCAACUGAAUUGAUUUGUGUUAUUUGGUAUAAUGGGCCACCUAUUUUGUGUGUGUUGUCUGACUAUAAUCUUUAUGCCUUGAAAUAACAGCAUGGAAAUUAAUCCUGUCUUGUUGAUCUAUAAGUUGUUAAGCUUUAAAAGAUGUUUUAACUGACAUAUAUUGCCAAAUUAGAAAGUCAGGUAUGCACUGAACACAGUUUUUCGUUCUUUUUGAAACUUGUGCGCAGACAUUGACAAUCAGUCAUCAGAAACUCCACCUGGGUCUAUUACAACUGGACUGCGAAGGAAACAAAAUGACCUCUUUCGCAUACAAGGCAGUAUUUUAGAUUAUUUUGUAAAGGUAUUCCUCUCUGCAGAGAUAAGCAAGAGAAAAACUGCAAAUCUUAAAUUCAAAACAAAAUCCAAUGCACAGCAAGACGAUCUGCAUCUGAAAGAGACACAGAUUAAUGUUUCAUUGAGUUCUGCUGCAGGGUCCUGGCUGAAACAUUAAGCUCAUUCAGGUGCUGAUUUCUCUGCAGGGCAUUCCUGACAAUUCCUAUUUUCCUCUUGUGGUUUUUUUUAUUUUAGCGUAUUAAAGUAGACGUACCCAUGGAAUUAUUAACUGUACUCAUUUUAUUGUUGCAUAUGAGUAGAAUGUUCAAAGUAAGCCUCUUUCAAAUUUCAGAUUAUUCAUCCAUCUCCAAGCCUGCACCGCUUUUUAAUGUGUAAAACAAAUCUGUACUACAAUUUCUUUGACCCUUUGCCUUAAUGGACUGCAAAUUCAGAAAUGUAUCAAAUAUCAAGUUGUAAACCACAUCUGACACAUUUAAAUUUUGUUUAUUAGUUUACAAAUAGCUACAGAUACUUUAGAUUUUUCCAUAUUUGUUUACACGUCAGAUGUUUUCCUGAGUUAAAAGACCUGACUGGAAACAUUUUAGUGAACUUUGGAUAGUUGGCACAAUGUUGCAAAUAGUUUGUUUCAAAGAUUAAUAAACACCCUGGCAGCUAAUCUAGCUGUUGUACUUUGCUCCAUGUUAGGGCUGGUUGUUGAAAUGAAACGAUUACUCUGAAAUUCACACUAAUUUCCUUCAUAUAUAAAAUAUUGUACCGGCCCCUGGUGAUGUCCACUCUGUUGAACACAUUCAAGGCCCAGAGUUGGAAUGGUGAGCUGGUUGUCCUCUCUCCUCGUCUCUCCACAGCUCAUCCCAGCUCAAGAAGCACAGCCUUAGGGGACAUUUCAUAACAUAAGAACUUUCAAGAUUAGAAAGGCCAUUGUGCCCCAAAAGCCUGUCCCUCUCUGAAUACUUUAAAUUUGAAUAUGUGAAUUUUUAUCUAGGUGUAGACGGCCAAACCAAUUUUACAUUUUAUAUUCCUCACUGAAAAAAGUCCAAACAAUAAUUGGAAUAGGGCUCUGUAUGUGAAAGCAUUUUUAAGAUGUCCAAUCUAUUGACUGGAGCGGUUAGAUCAAUAAGUCUAGUUUGCAUUUGCCUAGCUUGUUUAUAGGUAUGGAGUAGUUUAUCUAAAAAAAAAAUUAAUAAAUUUAUUUACUAAUUUUUAUGAUUGUAAUUGGUACAUUUUCUAUUGAGCAUGUAGUGACUGACUGUUUAAAUAACUGAUUUCAUCCUUUGAAGCCUCAAAUGGUUUCUGUUGCUCCUGUGAAUACCUAUUAGCAUAGAAAGAGAACCAAAAAAGGCUAACUCCGUAGCUUAGUUUUGCUGUUUCAUCAACGUGUGUUGGCUAAAGGUACAGUUUUAGUGAUCAGGUCGCGAAUUAUCCUGAGGUGGCGUAUCAUAAUAUUUGGGUCUUUUAGUAUUAAGAGAAUUAAAGCUAGUUUCAUUUCUUUCCUGCUUGACCUGAAUCCAUACACCUCUGCAUGCUGCAGUAGAAAAUGAUCCUUUUUGAAUAUUUAAUAUUCAUUUGAAAUGUGUUUUAAUUCUAAAUAUUGUUAUAGGAUAGUUUAGAUUUAUCCUGAGAUGUGGGAACAGUCCCUCUGUCCUUUUUUUAAAAAAAAUUGUCUAAUUGACACAUGACUAACAGUAAACAUCAGAUCUAUGCCAGUUUUAAGAUUUUUUUUUGCAAAUACAGUGUGUAACAGUCAUCACACUUUAUUUGUAAAUUCAAUGAAAAUUAGUGCAGGAGUCUGCAAAUUUGACCCACCUUACUGAGUAAGAGGACAUGGAAAUGUCCCUAAGUUAAGAGUGUAAAUCUUCAGAGUUGGGACCCACGUUUAUUUGUUUCAUCUUCCCAAUUUGUUGUAGUAUGCAGUAACUGCAGUUGCGCAAUGUUAUGGUUUUACAGUGACUGUUAACAGAGAUUCUGCAAUCCUAUUUUGUGUGGAUGUAGGUAUUGCAUACAAGCACACAUUUAGGAGCUCAGUUUAAUUAAACAAGAACCUGUUUUCAGUACAUUUAUCAAUAAUUUGGGUUGACAGUCAAACAAACUUCAUUUGGGAGCACAAACAAAAGAUGACAGGCAGGAUAUUAGAUGUUGUACUAUCAGUUAACCUUGGCUUUAGAUAAUAUUUGACCUUAAUCUGAAAGUUAAGUAUUUUACAAACUUUCAGUAACAAAUGGUUCAGAGUUUUAAACUUCACUUCACAGUUGCUGCACUUACACGAUUUGGACACCUCACUCUCAUAUAUAUGAAUGUCCCUUUUCAUACUGGAAUGAUCAACAUAAAUUGCAACCAUUGUUCUGCAUUAAAUCAAUCCUGAGUUUAGUGCUGCAGUACUCUUGAUUGGAAGGUGUUUUGGUCAGAUGGUUUUUUUAAAAAAAGUUGGGAUAGGCCAAUUCUUUGGGCUUGCUUUUGUGACAUCUGUUUCUGGUUACAAACUAAAAUUGAGCACAUCUAUUUCUUAUGUAUUGUCUAUCCGGUUUCAGGCACAUUUUCUUUGUUUGGAUAUGUUUAGCCGUACAUGAAAGGAACCAGUGGAUUGCUCCACAGUUCAGCUAUAUUCAAGGAAAGUAUGGAGAUCAUCACAGUCAGUCAUGCAUUUUGUCAUUAAAUGUAAUUUUGUGGAAAACUGAAAGAUCAUUAUGAAAUGUGGGUGAUGGGACAAAUGGGAAUUGAUUUUGAAAAAUAUUACAAAUAAAAUAUAUUUUUGCACUUUAUACAUGUUAUUUACUAAAAUGCACUUUCUCUCAAAGCAGCAUGUAAGCCAAUAACAGUUACUCUCUCACUCUCCAAAACUAAGAAUAACCAGAAAUAGAGGUCAUUACAAAAUGUCUUAUUGUGAUGGUAUUUCAGUAAAGCAAGAUGAAAAAGUCCCAUCUGCAGCACUUUAUUAAAGAACCUUUUAUGCAUAGGAUCUAAAAUUAUUUCAGUGGUAAAUACAUGCCCGUUAUCCUAGUAGGAUGUGAUAAUCAAAGCUUGUGUAAUACUGUGCUGAUUUGUUUCUCUUUGUGAUUGAUGACUGCUUUUUUCAACAAAAAAAAUAAAGGCACUUUAUGUACAAUAACAUCCUCUUUAACCAGUCUAAUGUCAAUUUUCCAAUACAAAUUACAGUACUCUGAUUUUUGUUGAACAUUUUGUUUUAUAUGCAGCUCCCUGUUUAAGAAAACCUAAAUCAUAGAUUUUUGAGUUAUGUCAAUUAUCCAUGUAACAUUCAUUUUCUAACACAGAACCCUUUGUACAUUCUCUACUUCAGUCUUGUUCUUAUUUCAUCAUUUUUCCUAAAGCUCACUGAGGACUCGAUGCAACUUGCGAAUUAUUUUAGAUGUGUUGCUAAGUUGAAUAAAAAAAUACUUUUCCUCAUACUUUUAUCCUCCACUAACUUGUAGGUGUCCUAGAGGAACGGAACGGUCAAAUAUUUUAAUAAAGAGAUGCCUUGAAGAUAA